Molecule: messenger RNA, 1452 nt
Organism: Cladocopium goreaui
Lineage: Eukaryota; Dinophyceae; Suessiales; Symbiodiniaceae
Source: the annotation of a GenBank genome assembly
GCUCAAACAUCGCAUGGGAUUUUCCUCCUGCGUUUCCUACGCCUUGUCCGGGUUGGCCUUAGCCUUGGCUGCUGGAGCGGUAGAGCUGGCACGCCAUGUCCUUCUGUUGCUCUACCGCCUGGAAGUGCACCGGAGCGUGGCCAACCCGUGCCGCUGAGCGAUUCAGGAGGUGGUGCUUCUUUCUGGUCGCUGCAGCCCACGGGUGGAGUUGCAAUGAUGCGGGUGCCACCGCCAUGUUGCAGCGCGAAAACUUGACAGAUGUUGACCCCUUAGCUCUUUGCAACGAUGGCAGCCCGGCGAUGUUCUACAUGCAGGAGAACAUCUCGAGCUCCGAGUGGGUGGUGUAUCUGGCUGGUGGCGGCUGGUGCUACGACCUGGAGAGCUGCCAGGGUCGCUUCGAUGGAAGCCUCUUCCCACGACAGCCCUGCGACAGCUCCAACGAGAGCGUGCCAUGCUGGAUGUCCAGCAAGGACUAUCCAGAAAUCUGUGGAAAGACUGGCAUUUUUGAUGCGCACCGGUCGCCUUUUCGUGCUGCCAAUUUGGUUUAUGUGCCCUACUGCACCUCUGAUGCCUACAUGGGAGACGGCGUGUUCGGCCCGUGGCAAUUCCGUGGUGCGCGUGUGGUUCGCGCUGUGUUUACAAAGCUUGCGGGCCGACUGCAAGGGGCAAGCAGGCUGAUCUUUGGUGGCGGUUCUGCAGGGGGUCGCGGUUCCAUGGUGCUGCUGGACGAAGUCAGCGAUCGUUUCCCGCGGCUCCUGGUGCGGGGCUUUUUGGACUCUCCCUACUACCUGGAUGUGCCCAGCUUCAGCCCCAAGUUUGCCGGCUUUCAGCCGCAACACUCGCAGGGGCUGCCUGGCGUCUCUGCACAUGGUCGCGGAGCUUGGUCGCGGAGCUUGGUCGCGGAGCUUGGUUGCGGAGCAAUUGGUAGGCGGAGCGGAGGUGUUGAUGAAUUUCAAUGCCUCCUCGGUGGUCUCAGACAGAUGUCGAAGAAGGUUUUCAGAAGAGCAGUGGAAGUGCCUCUUUGGACAGCAUCGGAUGCCACUUCUCAGGACGCCACAUCUGAUGGUGGCGGCGCAGUACGACUCGUGGCAACUCUCCCAUUUGGUCCAUGGCUACGAUGGCCUCGAAGAAAAGCCUAAACCCUACACUGCAGCAGAGCAGCGCUAUGCAGAGGAGUUCGCUGCGAAGACGCGCCUAGAGCUGACGCGGCUGAAGACUCUGCAGCUGCCGGGCUCGUCCCUGUACUCCUCGGCAUGCUACGAGCAUCACAUCUCCGAAAAGCGUUCCUUUUGGAGCAAGAAAGUCAACGGCCUAUCGCAGGCCAAAGCCCUAACCCAGCUGGAUACGGCCCCAGGUGUCACUAUCGCGGGAUGCACCAGCUACAACUGUGGCUGUGCCAAUGAAACGGAGGAAAUCACGGCAGUGCUGGAGAGAUUUCUGGUGCUGUAAAAA